Molecule: messenger RNA, 1751 nt
Organism: Strongylocentrotus purpuratus (purple sea urchin)
Lineage: Eukaryota; Metazoa; Echinodermata; Echinoidea; Camarodonta; Strongylocentrotidae
Product: egl nine homolog 3
Exons: 8
Coding region: 284-1420 (378 amino acids)
Biological process (GO): cellular response to hypoxia; peptidyl-proline hydroxylation to 4-hydroxy-L-proline
Cellular component (GO): cytoplasm; nucleus
Molecular function (GO): peptidyl-proline 4-dioxygenase activity; ferrous iron binding; L-ascorbic acid binding
Source: RefSeq, a predicted model, not a curated record
UACUGUUUUCGAAAUUUUGGUUUCAGUGCAAAAAGUGGUGAAAAUAAACGUAGAUAUCUACCUUCAAUAUCUACCGCCAAUAUUUGGUGUUAUGCAUUCCUUGUUGAGGUGCUGUAAUUACUCAAAACAAAGGAGGAGGAAAUCACUAAGGUUGCUGCAAGAAAUAUAUGUGUAAACCUAUGUACACAAAACUGACAAACUACACAUACAUGAGUGCCUGUACAGCACUAGACACUUCAUAUUGCGUACUUUGACAGUGAAAUGUAACUUUAGAGAUUUUGUAAUGGCUGAGAAGCAUGUGAAAGUGGAUCCGCCGAGUGCUGAAAAGGAAACUGAUUCCUGCAGAACAUGCGGGUCGAUCGACAACCUCAAGCAGUGUGCCAAGUGCUUGUCGGUUGCUUACUGCUGCAAAGAUCACCAGGUACAAGACUGGGAAAAACAUAUCAAGAAUUGCAAGAAACUUAGAAAAGUGAAACAGAACGAUGAUAGCAACCCCAUCAGUAACUCCACCCCCCUAAAAGUAAAAGAGACGGACAGCCAAGAUGGCAACCCUGACCAAAGUGCCACCAUUAACCUUUCGUUUGAAUUCGACAAGCGCCCCCACAAGCCUAGGACGCAUCCCCAACCGGCCGGCAGGGACCUGGUGUCCCUCGCCCAGCAUGUGACCAGCCAGUUGAAAAGCAAAAAUAUCUGUGUCGUGGACAGUAUCUUCAACCCCACCCUUGCCAAUGAGGUUUUGAAGGAGGUCAUCGACCUGCAUUCUUCGGGCGUCUUUAUCGAUGGGCAGCUGAGCGGUGGGAGGCGUAACAGCAGCGACACAAUCGUCACAAAGAAGACUAUUCGUGGAGAUGAAAUCACGUGGUUGGAGGGAAACGAGAAGCAGUUCCCGUACAUCUGCAUGUUGGUGAAGACCUUGGAUAGAUUACUCUCCAAAAUGAACAUCUAUUUGAAAGGGGAAUGUGAUGUUGGAGGAAGAACAAAGGCCAUGGUUGCUUGCUAUCCGGGCAAUGGAACAGGUUACGCUUGCCAUGUUGACAACCCUAACAGAGAUGGACGCUGUAUCACCUGUCUGUUCUAUCUCAACGAGGGCUGGGAUGUCAAGGAGAGUGGUGGAUUGCUGAGACUCUUCCAAGGUAACGAUGAUUACGUGGACGUAGAACCCAUCUUGAACAGAGCCAUCUUCUUCUGGUCAGACAGGAGGAAUCCGCAUGAGGUUCAGCCUGCCUUCAAGACCAGGUAUGCCAUCACAGUUUGGUAUCUGGACAAACAUGAGCGAUUAGAGGCUAGAAUGGCAGCCACCUCGGAAGCCAGUGAAGAUGUAAGUAAACUUCAGCAGCAGUAUUCCAUGAUGAACCUGAACAACAAGGAAGGUGAGAAGGAAGAGACCGAUGGACCAAAGAGAGAGGAUACCGCUUCGUGAAUAUUUGAUCAGAGAACAAGAUUCUUGCCGAAGGAUAUUAGGACUCGAUGAAGGCAAACCCUUGAUCUCCCACCUGUUCAUACAAUGCUAUCCCAGCUACCAGUCUUUAAUUUCAUUUCCAAGUUAAGACCAAAAUUAUGCAGUUUUUUAUGUCUUCAUUUCUAUCUCAUGAUAAUGUUCUUGUUGAUGUUAACAUUCUGUAUGAUAUAAAGGCUUCUGAAAUAUAUAUUUUUUUUAAAUAGAAUUGUUGUAUAUUCCUCUGAAAUGUGAGGAUAGCUUUUGAAGUAAGGCCAUCUUACAGUGGUAAAGUUGCCUUUUGGAAGAAGAAAAA